Capsella rubella is the source of this 1419-nucleotide messenger RNA. RefSeq names its product transcription factor RLM1. The record is from RefSeq and is a predicted model, not a curated record. NCBI's taxonomy places the organism in Eukaryota, Viridiplantae, Streptophyta, Magnoliopsida, Brassicales, Brassicaceae.
AUGUACUGGUCUGCAAAAAAUAUACAUAUAUGGUCUCACUACACCUGCUUCGCUCUCUCUCUCUCUAACAUUCCAUUAAUUUAUUAUCUUCUUCAACCUUCCAAGUUCCAAAGUCUCUCUCUUUCUGCAACAAUGGAUAGUCCGACGAGCAUACGUAGUAAACCACCACCGGAGACUCUUUCUCCUUGCGGUAGCCAACGUCGGAGAAGCAGCUGCGACUCUAACCCACCUGAGUUCGAGUUCUGGCGUCUAUCCAACAACUCUUCGUUUCCUCAACCCGACUCAGAUCUCCUCUCCGCCGACGAGCUUUUCCACGACGGCGUUCUUUUACCUCUUCAUCUCCUCUCCGUCAAAUCAGAGCUUCCAGCCGACCCGAAUAUCCCGGAAUGCGACCCGGAUCCAUCUCCUUCUCCCGCUGCUUUGAUUACAGAGCAAAAAACAGAGCUUGAACCCGGUUUAGGAUCCGAGUUGACCCGAGAGACUACGGUUUCGAAGCGGUGGAGAGAUAUUUUCAGGAAGAGCGAAACCAAACCGCCGGGGAAGAAAGAGAAGGUGAAGGAGAGUAAGAAGAAGGACAAGAAAAUCGGGUCGGGUCCUGGUUCGGGUUCUGGAGCGGAGCUGAACAUCAACAUUUGGCCGUUUUCAAGAAGUAGAUCCGCUGGGAACAACGUGACCCGGCCGAGAAUGUCUUUCGGAGCUCCGACGACCCGGAAAGUCAGCAGCGCCCCGUGCUCACGUAGCAACUCCACCGGAGAAUCUAAGUCGAGGAAGUGGCCGAGUAGUCCAGGUCGUAACGGUGUGCAUCUUGGACGGAGCAGCCCGGUUUGGCAAGUCCGUCGUGGAGGUGGAGGAGCUCCGGCUGGGAAAACGGUACCCGAACCGAUGGGUCGGGCUGUGGGCAAAAGGGAGGUUCCCGAGACACGUAGGGGUAAAACGGUAAUUGAGAGCAAUAACAAUAAAGCAAAAGUGUUGAACUUGAACGUGCCUAUGUGCAUCGGUUAUCGGAGCCGGUUAAGCUGCAGAACCGACGAGAGUGGUGGUAAUAGUAACAACAUUGGGAGUGACAACAACGAUAGUAAUAACAACGCCAAUCCUAUGAAUCCUAAUCCUAAUCCUAAUGGUUUAUUUGGCUUUCGUAAUCUCUUCGUUAAGAAAGUUUAUUGACCUUUUAUUUGUUUUGGCUUUUGUAUGAUAUUAUACUAGUAGUAAAUUAGUAAUCUUUUGUAAAAGUGUUCAUUUUAUCAAAAAGACCCUCUUAUUAUAUAGUCCCGAGGGUCCAUUUAUAUUGUUCUUAAUCCCUUUGUUGCUACUUUUGCUGUUUAGUACGAUGUGUGUGUGUGGAUUCAGGCAGAUUGAUUAUAUAAUUAUAUCAUGUAAAUUAGAACUCGAUCGCUUUUUAAUAUUAUCAUGGGUUGGUUU